CCCCAUUUCUGUUCCUUGGUUGUCUCCUCUCAAGUUUCUGCAGAGCUUAUAUCGCCGGGAAUCACCAGAGAAAGUCCAGUUCUAGGUUUUGGUUAAACUAAAGUGAAGGUGAAGGAACUAACAAUCAAAGCAAUGGCGGAGACUGAAGUCAAGUCCAAUUCUUGUGCGGAUGACCUCGAGAAACAUGUGAUGAAGGUUUUCAAGGAGGCCACCAAAGACUGUGAGGACAAGGAAGUGAAAGAAAUAUUUGACAUGAUUAGGAACUAUGACGACCUUAACAAGUAUGCAAUUUCGGUGUUCAAUUCCAUGGCAAAUGACAAGUUUAUUGAGGUAGCUAGAGAGCUCUUUAAGCCUCGCUCUGAGUCUGAGUCUGAGUCGGCUGCCGUACUGCCUGAUGUGGCCAUCUACACCGUUGUCAUUUGGGCCUGCAUCUCUGCCGGCAAGAUCAUGGCUGCUCACAAGGUCUACCACCACAUGAUAGCCAACGGUGUCGCCCCCACCUCCUGCACUUACAUUAUUCUCAUCAACACACUUGCAACCAACUCAUCUUCUGAUAUCAAUUUUGUUGGGUAUGCCAAGAAGUAUUUUUUGGAAAUGUUGGAUAAGGGGAUGAUGCCUAUCUCAUCCUCCUACAUGGCCGUCUUCAAAGCCAUUGCUCGCCAGGAGCCGGUGGAGAAGGCCAGGGAGUUCCUUGAGCAGAUACAAACAAAGGGGUUCAGCCCUAAGUUGGAUGUUCCUCACUUUGAAGUGGCCUACAUGGAAGAAGCAAUGAAUGCGUUGAAGAUGUCUGAUGUUCUUAUCAACGCCACCACUGACAAGAAGUUGCAAAAACUCUACCGUGAGUGGAGCACCACCCGCAAACCCCUCAGGGAUGAGUUUCUGAAGAUGUACAAAGCCUUGAAAGCCGAUGACAAUGAUGACCAGGCCAUGGAGCUCUAUAGGCGCGCUUGGGAUACAAACAUAAUUCCAGAGGUCGUACUUCACACUGGUGUUAUUGAAGACUGUCUCAAGGCUGGCAACACCGAGUGUGCUCUGAAGGCUUACAGGACCAUGUUAGCUACUGGGGUUGCCCCAAACUCCUAUACAUACACUGUUUUAAUCAAGGGACUCACUGCUGACCCCCACUUCAUUGAAGAUGCCAAGAAGUGCUUGCUUGAGAUGAUGGACAAGGGAUUGAGGCCCAAUGCUGCUACCUACACUGCAGUCAUAGAAGGUUUUGCAAGGCAAGAGGACAAGGAAGCUGAGGAGGAGGGUAAACAGUUAGUGGAGGUCAUGAUGGGUAAGGGGCUUGAGCCAAACGUAAAGGCUAUGAUGGAGGUUUUAAAGGGAAGACCAAAAGGUGUUAUAAGAAGGGUCAUCAGCAUUGUUCUUUCCAAGUUGAAGGGCUGAUGCUUUGGUUCAUCGAUGUAUGAGCUGCUUUGGGAUUAGGAUGUUUCAGAUAUGGGGUAGCUAGUAAGAGUAGGAAACUAGGAAUCAUGUAGAAUUGAGUUUCAACAGGGAAUUUAGUGCUGUUCUCUAUCAUUGUGAAUGCUGACCAGGAAGAACAAAAUCAUAUAGGUUUCAUGUGGUAUUUGGUGCUGUUCUCUCUGAUGGUAAAUGUUGACGUCAAAGUAUAUUGUGGUGCUAAUUCCUUUCCUUUAAUUUAUAUUUCUUCCAUUCUGCAAUAUUUUUUAUUUUUUAUUU
Messenger RNA from Rosa chinensis, 1683 nucleotides. Its product is annotated as pentatricopeptide repeat-containing protein At5g65560. NCBI's taxonomy places the organism in Eukaryota, Viridiplantae, Streptophyta, Magnoliopsida, Rosales, Rosaceae. The transcript is spliced from 2 exons. The record is from RefSeq and is a predicted model, not a curated record. Gene Ontology annotation, molecular function: protein binding. Bases 133 to 1389 code for a protein of 418 amino acids.